Molecule: messenger RNA, 1809 nt
Organism: Sphenostylis stenocarpa
Lineage: Eukaryota; Viridiplantae; Streptophyta; Magnoliopsida; Fabales; Fabaceae
Source: the annotation of a GenBank genome assembly
AUGGGAGAGGAAAACCAACCUCAACAAAGAACCCUGUGGAGUGACGCAGAGAGAAAAUGCUUACACCUUCUCCAAUGCAAGACAAAGAGCGUUACCACCCUCCUCCAAAUCCACGCCUUCAUGCUCCAACACUCUCUCCACAAUAACUUCAACCUCCUCACCGCUUUCAUCGCCACCUGUGCCUCCCUCGUCGCGGCCUCCCCCAGGCGCCAUCUCGCGCUCGUCCAACAUGCGCGCCGCUUAUUUGACCUCUCCCGCACCCGCGACACAUUCUUCUGCAACUCCAUGAUCACCACUCACUUCGCCGCUCGCCAGUUCUCCGAGCCCUUCACCCUCUUCCGAGACCUCCGCCGCAAAGCACCACCUUUCACCCCUGAUGGGUACACCUUCACCGCCCUCGUGAAGGGUUGCUCGGCGCGUGUGGCCACGGGGGAGGGUCUACAGCUUCAUGGGGUGGUUUUAAGAAAUGGGGUUUGCUUUGAUUUGUAUGUGGCAACUGCGCUGGUGGAUAUGUACGUGAAGUUUGGGAUUUUGAAUAGUGCGAGGAAGGUUUUUAAUGAAAUGUCUGUGAGAAGCAAGGUUUCAUGGACAGCGAUUAUUGUGGGGUAUGCGAGGUGUGGGGAUAUGGGUGAGGCUAGGAGGCUUUUUGAUGAGAUGGAAGAUCGGGACGUUGCGGCUUUUAACGCAAUGAUUGAUGGGUAUGUGAAGACAGGGUGUAUGGGUUUGGCAAGGGAGUUGUUUGACGAGAUGAGGGAGAGGAAUGUGGUUUCUUGGACUAGUAUGAUUUCUGGGUAUUGUGGUAAUGGUGAUGUUGAGAAUGCUAGGUUGAUGUUUGACCUUAUGCCCGAGAAGAAUUUGUUUACUUGGAAUGCCAUGAUUGGGGGGUAUUGCCAGAAUAGAAGGUCUCAUGAAGCGCUGGAAUUGUUUCGUGAGAUGCAAACGGUGUUGGUGGAGCCAAAUGAGGUAACUAUUGUGUGUGUUCUUCCGGCUGUGUCUUAUUUGGGUGCUUUGGAUUUGGGGAGUUGGAUUCACAGGAUUGCUCAAAAGAAGAAGUUUGAUAGGUCUGCUCGCGUUGGCACUGCUUUGAUUGAUAUGUAUGCAAAAUGUGGUGAAAUCAUGAAAGCGAAAUUGGUUUUUGAGGGGAUGACUGGGAGGGAAACAGCUUCUUGGAAUGCUUUGAUAAAUGGCUUGGCCGUCAAUGGCUGUGCGAAGGAAGCAUUGAAGGUGUUUGCAAGGAUGAUGGAGGAAGGGUUUAGACCGAAUGACAUAACUAUGAUUGGUGUGCUAUCUGCUUGUAACCAUUGUGGUCUGGUGGAGGAAGGAAGAAGAUGGUUCAAAGCAAUGGAGAGAUUUGAAAUUGUGCCACAGAUUGAGCAUUAUGGUUGUAUGGUUGACCUUCUAGGAAGGGCUGGAUGCUUGGAUGAGGCUGAAAAAUUAAUUCAAACCAUGCCUUAUGAUGCUAACGGAAUAAUAUUGAGUUCCUUUCUCUUUGCUUGUGGUUACUUUAAUGAUGUAUUAAGGGCGGAGAGAGUGCUGAAAGAGGUGGUGAAAAUGGAUGAGGAUGUUGCGGGAAACUAUGUGAUGUUGAGAAACAUGUAUGCUACGGAGCAAAGGUGGAGAGAUGUGGAGGAUGUUAAACAAAUGAUGAAGAGAAGAGGAACAAGUAAAGAGGUUGCUUACAGUGUGAUUGAGGUUGAUGGAAGCUUUAGAGAGUUUGUGGCUGGUAAUUACUUGCAUUCACAUCUGGAGGCUAUUGGCUUAACCUUGGGGCAGUUAAGCAAGCACAUGAAAGUUGAAAUAGUCUAUUGA